Molecule: messenger RNA, 5375 nt
Organism: Theobroma cacao (cacao)
Lineage: Eukaryota; Viridiplantae; Streptophyta; Magnoliopsida; Malvales; Malvaceae
Source: RefSeq, a predicted model, not a curated record
AAUUUAACCCAAUUUCAUUGCCGAUCAAAACACAGGGGCGCUUUCGACCUCCAUGGCCAUGUACGAACUUUCCACUUUCGAUUUCGAGCUUCGAAUCAAUUACGUAAAUCAAAUUCGUACCCGUAAUUUAAAGAAUCUAAUUAUCUUGCUGAAAAUUACAGCCUCCGCCAUCACCUUUUCUCGCGAUUCAUCGAAGAUAAGUUCUCCAUUGUCCUUAACAGUUUAAAUCAGCCUUUAUGUGCUGUUAUAAUACAAUUUUGUCAUGCACCGCUGUAUUUAUUGGCUUUGUAAGACUGUGGAUUUGCAAAAUCUGAUGCAAUGGCGACAUCUAGCAAGUUUGAUCUGUCUUCUGGUAGCCCAGAUAGGCCGCUGUACACCAGCGGGCAGCGUGGAGCCCACUUAGCUGCUCAAUUAGACAGAUCAGGUAGCUUUCGUGAGACCAUGGAGAAUCCAAUUCUAUCUUCUCUGCCAGGUAUGUCAAGGAGUUUAUUAGCCCAAGGAGAUGUAUCCAACUUCUUCCAAUGCUUGCGUUUUGAUCCCAAGGUGGUCGCUGCUGAUCAUAAGUCUAAUCGUCAAGGAGACUUUAAACGGCACAUUAAUGUUGCUCUUGGCAUUUCUGCUGAUGAAUCUCCUACUGUUUUGUCAAAAGGCAAGCUGCUGCCUUUUCCCAUACCAGAGGAAAUCAAACGAGUUAAGGCUGGUCUACGUGAUUGCGCUGUCAAAGCCAGGGAGCGUAUGAAAACUUUCAAUGAAGCCUUAUCGGUAUUCAACAAGUUUUUCCCAAGCAUACCAUCUAAGAAGAGAUCUCGAUCAGAAAGCUUUUCUAGUGACCGACCUAAUGCCUUGUUAUCUAGUGAUCGGUCAGUCUUGGGGCCAACCAUUGGUAAGAUGGGAAUGCAUAAUCAUUCCAUCGCAGGAGGUUUUGAAUUUGAACAGCAAAAGUUAGAAGAAAGGCCUAAAAGUGCUGUUCCAAAUAAACGUACUCGAACUUCUCUGGUGGAUGUGAGGAUGGAUAUGCGGAAUAAUGCUCUAGUCAGGCAGCCUGGUAAUGCAGAUAGGGACAGGGAAAUGCUCAGGGUUUCAAAUAGUGGUGCAGUUCAGGGUGAAGAUCGAACUUUAUCUGGUGGUGUUGAUGGAUGGGAAAAGGCAAAGAUGAAGAAAAAGCGUUCUGGGAUAAAACCUGAUGUAUCUCCAAGUAUGGUAUCAACUAAACCCAUUGAAGGGUAUCGGGAAUCUAAACAGGGAAUGCAGCAAAGGCCUGUUACUGAUGCUCGAUCAAGAUUAAAUAAUGACUCCCACGGGUUCAGGUCAGGGAUUGCUAAUGGAUCUGCCGGAGUUGGAAAAUCAGAAGGCAUCUCACAGCCGACAGGCUUGGGUCCACGAUCAUCUGUACCUAGGUCUGAUCUGGACAGCAGUCCCCUUCUCAAUGAUAGGAGAGAUCGUCCUGUUGCUUCCGAUAAAGAGAGAGUGAAUCUCAGAGCUGUUAACAAGAUGAGUGUUCGUGACGAAUUUAAUUCAGCUAGUCCUACAUCAAGCACAAAAAUGAAUGCAUCUAUUCGCGGUCCACGAUCAGGUUCUGGAGUUGCUCCAAAAUUGUCACCAGUUGUUCAUAGAGCAACUGCAUCAAAUGACUGGGAGCUUUCUCACUGUACAAAUAAACCACCUACUGCUGGUGGAGCCAAUAAUCGCAAACGCACCACAUCUGCUCGGUCUUCAUCACCACCUGUUGCCCACUGGGCUGGCCAGAGACCUCAGAAGAGCUCCCGUACUGCAAGACGAACAAAUCUUGUUCCUAUUGUUUCAAGUAAUGAUGAAACUCCAUCUCUGGAUACUGUGUCUGAUAUGGCAGGCAAUGAAAUUGGGUCAGGAUUUGCUAGACGCUUGUCAAGCAGUUCUCCCCAACAAGUUAAACUAAAAGGUGAUGCCUUAUCUACGGCUGCUCUUUCUGAGAGUGAGGAGUCUGCGGCUGCUGAAAUUAAAUCUAAAGAGAAGGUGAAAAAGUCUGAUGAAAUGGAUGAGAAAGCUGGACAGAAUGUUCAAAAAGUAUCUACUUUGGUCCUGCCAUCAAGAAAGACUAAGCUGAUGACUGGAGAAGACAUUGGAGAUGGUGUACGUCGACAAGGGAGGACUGGGCGGGGUGUUACUUCUACGAGGUCUGUUAUGCCAAUGACAGUUGAGAAGUUUGGUAAUGUGGGCACAGCAAAACAGCUCAGAAGUGCCAGGCUUGGUUUGGAUAAGGCUGAAAGCAAGGCUGGUCGUCCUCCAACUAGGAAGCUCACUGACCGCAAGGCCUAUGCACGACAGAAGCAUGCAGCAAUCAAUGCGGCUGCAGAUCUUCUUGUUAGUUCAGAGGAUGGACAUGAAGAGUUGGUGGCUGCUGUAAAUGCUCUUGUCAGUUUUGCUCAUGCCUUUCCCAACUCCUUUUGGAGGCAGAUGGAGCCAUUUCUUGGUUUCAUGUCUGAUGUAGAUAUUGCCUAUUUGAAGCAGCAGGGAAAUUGUGAACUUACCAAAUUGGCAUCAACACCAGUUCCUUCUAUCAUAGAUGGUUGCAGUAUCAUCUCCAACGGAUGUGAGUUGCUUGAACAGGGAAGAGAUGCUGGAAUUGAUGCUGUAACAUCAACUGUUGAACUCCUUUCACAACAGUUGGUCCUGGAGACAAGGGACAAUAAUGUGAUUCCCCUCUGUCAGAGAUUUAUAGCAGCUCUAAUUCCAGAAGAAGAUAGUGACAGUGGAAAUGAAGACCUCCCAUUUGACUUAUAUGGAACUGGAUUUGAGAUGGAUGGAGAAUUGGGAUCCAAUGGUUUGAGUCAUAUUAUUAACUUCCAAUCUACUGGGCAUGCUUCUGUCAAUAGUUAUAGGAUAACUGGGAAGCCAGAGAAUGAUGAUCCAGAAAUUGAUAUGUUGGGAAACACAGGAAUAAACUCAAGUUUUAGUCAUUGCCUGAAUGGCACUUUUUCAGACCCGCUGAUGCCUAGCAUUGUCUGUUCAGAAUUCCAGUAUGAGAAUAUGAAGAUAAAUGAGAAACUCUUUUUGGAGGCUCAAAGUAUUGGAAUUUUCUUGGAACCACCGCCUGACAUAGGACAGAUGGAGGAUGAUGAAAUCCGUGAGGACAUUAGUAAGCUGGAGGAGAUGCACAAUGAACAGGUUUCAAAGAAGAAAGGCUUGCUUGAUAAACUGUUGAAAGCUGCCUCAGAAACAAGGGAGAUUCAGGAGAAGGAAUUUGAACAACGUGCUCUUGACAAACUUGUCACGAUGGCUUAUGAAAAGUAUAUGACUUGUUGGGGUCCUAAUGCUACUGGUGGGAAGAGUUCCAGUAACAAAAUGAUCAAGCAAGCUGCCUUAGCAUUUGUUAAACGGACAUUAGAUCGAUAUCAUAAAUUUGAAGAUACAGGCAAGAGCUGCUUUGAUGAGCCCAUGCUUAGAGACAUGUUUCUUUCUGGGUCUUCCCGCCUAAAUGGUGCACGAUCAGUAGAUUCUCCUACAGACGGUGAAUCUGGGAAGCCAUGUGGCAACAGCUCCACACGUUCUCUGGAAGCUAGAACUUCAGGUCAAAAUGGAGAUAGCUAUGCUGUCAAUUCUUCUGAUCUGCUUCCACCCUCAAAUCGGUUUUCUGAUCAAACUACUGUUAAAGAUGACUCAUGGUCUAACAGGGUGAAAAAGAGAGAGUUAUUACUGGAGGACGUAGUUGGUAGUACUAUUGGUACUUCUAGUGCACAGUCAGGCAUUGGAAGUUCUUUGUCAAGCAGUACAAAGGGAAAGAGGAGUGAGAGAGACAGAGAAGGAAAGGGACAUGGUAGAGAGGUUUUAUCUAGAAAUGGAACUAAUAAGAUUGGUCGGCCAGUUUCCAAUGUUAAGGGGGAAAGGAAAUCAAAAACAAAGCCUAAGCAGAAAACAACUCAACUAUCUGUUUCUGUAAAUGGCCUUCUUGGCAAGAUGUCAGAGCAACCCAAACCAUCAACUUCUGUAUCAAAAUCAAGUGAGGUAACUGCUAAUAAUACUGCCAAAGAGAAAGAUGAGUUUAGCCUGGAUGUAUUGGAUGACUUGCAGCUACCAGGACAAGAUCUGGGUUCAUGGUUGAACAUUGAUGAUGAUGGAUUACAAGAUCAUGACUUCAUGGGCCUUGAAAUUCCAAUGGAUGAUCUUUCCGACUUGAAUAUGAUGGUUUGAGUUGCUUUCUUUGUAUAGUCUUGUUCAUUAUACUGUUGACAAACAAAAACAUAAUCACUGUCAUCAAGAAAUGACCGUUACAUGGAUAGUUGUUUGGCUGUCCGGUCCCACAAUUAGGUUAUAUAGAUUCUUUGUAGACUCCCCCACAAGUUGAUUUUCGAGUGAACCUUUUCGACGUCUUGAAUUUUUCUCUUAAGUCGGUGACUUCCACUGUAAAGAUCUUUUCUUCCUACAAGUUAGUUUGUCUAGCAAUUAUAUCUUAGCAAACCCUGUAUCCUGGCUGUAGCUUUUACAAAUCAGAGAGCAAUGCUCUUCUUGUAAAUACAUUUAUAUUCCCAAUAAAAUUAGUUUUUUUGGUCAGAGUAGUUAUAUUUUGUAAAAAUAUAUGGGUUUUCUUUCCUGCUUUUCUGGUUUAUGGGUCUAUAUUUUCACUUUGCCAACUGCAACUGCCGUUGAAAGUUGUUAUAUCAGAUGCAGUAAUUUCUCCUAAGGUUUGUUCAUGAAGAAGGUUCUCUUCUGAGGCUAAGAGAUAGGAAUGUUCAGUGAAGAUGUCAAGACAACAAUUGGCUGAGUUUUUGUCAAACAGAGAAAGAAGAAUUUUGGUGACUAGAGACUAUUAGCUUUGUCUCCUUCCUGCUUUAUUAAAGUUGCAGAUUCUCACUUCGAUAAUCUGUCAGGAACUAUGGUAAAACUGCUCUCUUAAUUUUCUGAUCAAGAGCCAUCGACCUGGGUUAAAUGCUAGAAUGCCAUCUGCCACAGUGGCCAUUAACCUGCAUUACUACUGAGGUGUACAUUUAAUUACUUAUGCUGUCUGAAGCUGCUAGGUGGUUUUCUGCACGAUGCUGUACAUUAUUCAUUUCUUGGCCUCCUCAAGUGUCAUUCCCGAGCAUCUCAGUAUUCAUUCGAAACUGAAGACUCUUGUCUUAGUUGCAAGGCUUUGUUUGGUUUGUCCAAUAGGGGCCAAAUAAUUGCGGGGUACACUUCUGGGAUUUAUUUGUUGAGAACCUUGAUUCAACCUCCAGCUUUGCUGCACUUCUCAGUUUAGUGAUGACCUAUUGUCCUAAUGAAUUUUCUUAAGUUUCUUGCAACACUUCUGAGUUUAGGGAAGACUAUGUCUUGAUAAAUUUUCUUCAGUUUCUUCAAAUUAUUCCUGAUGUUAUAUUUCGAGAAUCGAUAUGCAAAACAAUAUAAGGAAAUUGAUGAAGUUA